ACAUAACCUAAUGGGCAAUAAAAAGAAAUCAGGUGCCUCUCUGAACACCCCUGAACCCGGGAAAACAAGAGCUUCAAGCAACCCGGAUAAAUAUUUCCGGGACACCGUCAAAGUGCUGGGAGAGAACAUGGAGGACAGCCAAGGGGCGCCAUCUUCCCCAUGCAGCCAGCGAGCACGAAGCCCGGCUACAUCCGAGCGAUCUGGAGAUACCAGCAGAUCUGACCUUAAAGAAAUCCUGCUCAAUCUUCCCUCUAAGGACGACAUAGCAGCCAUGAUGGCGAAACUUGAAUCAUCAGUGCAAGAUAAGCUCACAACUCUGACGACAGACAUCAG
Pelobates cultripes (western spadefoot toad) is the source of this 333-nucleotide messenger RNA. NCBI's taxonomy places the organism in Eukaryota, Metazoa, Chordata, Amphibia, Anura, Pelobatidae. The record is from the annotation of a GenBank genome assembly.